Sabethes cyaneus is the source of this 1889-nucleotide messenger RNA. Its product is annotated as CD63 antigen-like. The record is from RefSeq and is a predicted model, not a curated record. The transcript has 5 exons. Lineage: Eukaryota; Metazoa; Arthropoda; Insecta; Diptera; Culicidae. The coding region runs from base 250 to 930 and encodes 226 amino acids. Gene Ontology annotation, cellular component: membrane.
AUAUUCGUUAGUGUCGAUCGAGGUUCGAAGUGCUCUAGACGUUCGAAGUGGAAUAUUAAAGUGAGGGAAAGUCUAGAUUUUCUAGAAUCGGUAACAUACAUCCGUGCCAUAGUGCGUUGUGAAGCCGAAGGCGAGUGAGAUCAUCCGGAUACAAAAGCGAAGAAGUGAAGUUUCUAUUCAACCGCCGUUUCGGAUAGCGUUUAGGUGGUGUCGAUUUAGCAGUUCGUAUAAAGCGGAAAAUUAACGAAAAUGGGUCUAAAUUGUGGUCUGUCAACAAUAAAAUACGUGCUUUUCGUAUUUAACUUGCUAUGCUCGCUCUGCGGUAUUGCACUGGUGGUCAUCGGCGGCGUUUCCCUGGCCAAAAUCACCGAAUUCGAGCAGAUCAGCGAUGAGCACAACAUUGUGGCCCCCUCAAUUCUGUUCAUCAUCCUCGGUUCAAUCGUGUUCAUAAUUGCAUUCUUUGGAUGUUGCGGUGCUAUUCGGGAAUCAUACUGUAUGACUACGACCUAUGGCUUCUUCCUUAUGGUAUUGAUCAUUGCACAAAUUGUGAUCGCUGCUUUGGUGUUCGUCUACGUUGGAGACGCUCGUGAAGCUUUUAAGAAAGGAUUCGAACGUGUUUUCGAACAACGUGAUGUACCAGCCAACCGUGAAUUGAUUGACACCAUCCAAUCCAAUCUCCAAUGUUGCGGAAGUUCGUCGUUUUUGGACUGGGGAGCUAGUAUGCCACAAUCUUGCUGCUCGACUGGAACGGCUCCAUUUUGCGUUCCUCAUGCACAAGGUUGCAGGUCACGUCUAGGUGAAUUCAUCGAUGAUGCUGGUACUGUUCUUGGAUGGGUUUCCCUGGGAGUGGCCGCCGUAGAGCUGAUCGGAUUAAUUGCUGCGUGCUGCCUCGCCAACGGAAUUCGCAAUCAACAAAGAAGAUAUGCUUAAGCUUCAAGUUGUCGCUUGAUUCUUAAUUAAUGUUGUCUGUUUCAUUCAGGAGAGUGUGGAGGAAGCUACAUUACUUGUUACAAUCGACUAAAUCCAUCGAGAGAAAGAGAAGAUUCAUUACACUAGCUAGCUAGCUAUCUUAUACGCGUGAAACUAUCUGCGUAGAAUCUUAAAUUGACCUGUCUUGCUUUCGUGAAUAGUUCAUUCAUGCUCAUUGAAAUAUUAAAGCUGUACCUACUGUUUAGAGUGUGUUUAGGACCAGUCAUACACACUUAAAGCGACCAAACUUUUGCAAAAAAAUGUUUUCACUUUAAAAUCUCUACAAAUAUUUUUUUAUGUACAUUCUCGCACAACGAUUGCGUAUGAAGUCCAAAAAUAAUUAGUAUUAUACAAGCGGAUACAUGAUACAAAAAUAUUACGUUAAAGUAACUGAGAAAUAUCGAAAUCAAUAUAAACUUAUGUUCUUACGUUGUGAGUGUUUUAAAAAGUGCCCCUUGUCUUCACUGUUACAGGUGUUGUUUUGUUUCGCUGAUAUUUUUUAAACUGUGUGGUAAGAAAAUUUGAGCAAAUAAGCGGGUAUAAACAUGGGUAUAAGCUAUGAACACGGAAUAUCGAGUUUCCAUACGAUUGAAUGCACCACUUGAGGGUUUGAUUAAACACUCGAUACGAAGUAUUCUAUAGUCUGUACCAAACGUUUGUUCCGUACGAUGCAAUUGUGCCCGGCUUUAAUGCAGAUACAGAUGCUAAUAAAAUAAGUUUAAAUAUAUAAGUACAACCGUACAACAAUCGUACGCUAAUUCUAUGCUUUAGCUUCAGCCUCUUUGAUUUGUAUAUGUAAUUUAGGAUGCGCUUCAAAAACAGUCAUGGCGAGUUUGACGUCUUUUGCAACGUUUAAUGAGUGGCGAUGCUAUAUGGGUAUAGAAUGUUUGUGUUUCUACUGUAUAUACCUAUUAAGUGAA